Messenger RNA from Torulaspora globosa, 864 nucleotides. It is a transcript of the gene GEP5, whose product is annotated as Gep5p. Bases 1 to 864 code for a protein of 287 amino acids. The record is from RefSeq and is a predicted model, not a curated record. NCBI's taxonomy places the organism in Eukaryota, Fungi, Ascomycota, Saccharomycetes, Saccharomycetales, Saccharomycetaceae. The transcript has a single exon.
AUGACUACGGCAUCUGCCUGCAUGAAACUCAUUCCUCCGCUGGUAGAGUCCCUAGACAGACUGCCACUGCACAAGAAGAGCUUGGAAGUGUUGGAAGCGAAGCUGAAGUCACAGCCGUCAAAGCAGUUCAUGCUCUCGCUGGCACGGUUGAUCUCAGACUACGAGAAAUCACGCGGUAGAGCAGCUGUCGAGCGCCGGCAGCUGGAAUCAUUGAUAUACCACACUCAUUUUGUCUGGAGCACUCCGCGACCAGCUCAUCUGCAGUUGUUCCGCAAGCACUACACAGAGGUGGUGGCGUUCUGGCCCUAUGAACACCACAGGGCCAUUCUGAGCAUGAAGAAGCCCAAGACGACGUCUUUGCGCUACCGCUGGGACGACAGCAGCGCGGCUGUGUUGUCGAUGAUGCGGUACACCAGAAACCCUUGGUGUGAUCAGGAGCCGCAUGGCGGCGGCCUUACCUCGCUGCAGAGAGAACUACUGUUCAACGCUAUCUUCGCUCACUAUCUCUUCCUCAAACAGAACCCUAGACUAUGCAAGAAUGGCAGAAAGCUCCCGAUCCCCAUCGUAGAAAUACCCAUGCGGCCGCUGGGGAACGAUAUUGCGGCAGUUCGAAUCAAGAAUCUGUUCAAACGCAAAGUGAGCAGCAUUUACAACAUACUCGCCGUCGAUAACCCAAUGCUUUCACGAGAAAGUGAAGCUUUACUGUGCAGCAUAAUACAAGAUUCGCCUACUCGCAAACAAGCGCGUCUUUACCAGGCCGCCUGCAGAAGAGCCUACGUGAUGGAGAACGACCAUGGUCCGGACUACGAGGACUUCCAGCUGCCAAGAUUCGCUCCAAGUUCUCUGCUUCUGCACAGCAUUUAG